This is a messenger RNA of Seriola dumerili (greater amberjack), 2719 nucleotides long. RefSeq names its product metal transporter CNNM4-like (gene cnnm4b). The record is from RefSeq and is a predicted model, not a curated record. The coding region runs from base 1 to 2391 and encodes 796 amino acids. Gene Ontology annotation, cellular component: plasma membrane. Gene Ontology annotation, biological process: magnesium ion transport; magnesium ion homeostasis. The transcript has 7 exons. NCBI's taxonomy places the organism in Eukaryota, Metazoa, Chordata, Actinopteri, Carangiformes, Carangidae. Gene Ontology annotation, molecular function: magnesium ion transmembrane transporter activity; sodium ion transmembrane transporter activity.
AUGGCGAUAGAUGUGACUGGACGGGGGUUUACGCUAACUUUAUUCGUCUUUUUUUGUAUUUUUGCGGGCAGUCAGGCCGAGGCGGGGGUUUCGGAGUCGAGAAGCGUCACUCGGAUACUCGGCAUGAGGUUGGAGAAGAGCGACAGACCGGCGGAGACCACCGAGAGAGGGGUUAUUCAGGUGACCGAGGGCAGCGACAUCCUCUUCAGGUUCUACGGGCUCCACUUGUUCCCAAACAGCUCGACGCUCAUCAGGUUCACGGAACUGUACUCCAGUGAUAAAGAGGACGAUGCUCUCGACGCUAUCAUGGUCUCCUCCAAUAGGACUUGUCCCGAACACACGAAGGAUAUAGUAGUGAAGCCACCCAUGGAGGUAAGCAACCAAAACACCUCUGGGGUGGUCAGCAUCCGGAUAAAGCAGCUCCGCAAGAGCGAGGUGGUGAAGGUGUUCGGCUUGUGCGUCCGCGACACCCAGGAGGAGGAGGAGAAGUGGUACCUGCUGGACGAUAAGGACGGCAGACUGCGGGUGGUGGAGGAGAAGAAGUCCCUGCUGCCCAUCUGGCUGCAGGUGAUCCUCAUCUCCUUCCUGCUGGUGCUGUCCGGCAUGUUCAGCGGGCUCAACCUGGGGCUGAUGGCGCUGGACCCGAUGGAGCUCCGCAUCGUGCAGAGCUGUGGCACCGAGAAGGAGAAGAAGUACGCGCGGAAGAUCGAGCCCAUCCGCAGGAAGGGAAACUACCUGCUGUGCUCGCUGCUUCUCGGCAACGUCCUGGUCAACACCACCCUCACCAUCCUUCUGGACGACCUCACCAACUCCGGUGUCGGCGCUGUGGUCGCCUCCACUAUUGGUAUCGUUAUUUUCGGCGAGAUCGUCCCGCAGGCGCUGUGCUCUCGGCACGGUCUGGCAGUCGGGGCGAACACCAUCCUGGUCACCAAGUUGUUCAUGCUGUUAACUUUCCCUCUGUCGUGGCCCAUCAGCAAGAUCCUGGACUGCGUCCUCGGGCAGGAGAUCGGCACCGUGUACAACCGGGAGAAGCUGGUGGAGAUGCUGAAAGUCACCGAGCCCUACAACGACCUGGUGAAAGAGGAGCUCAACAUGAUCCAAGGCGCGCUGGAGCUCAGGACCAAAACGGUGGAGGAUGUCAUGACUCCACUCAGCAACUGUUUCAUGAUCCACAGCGACGCCGUGUUGGACUUCAACACCAUGUCCGAGAUCAUGGAGAGCGGAUACACGAGGAUACCCGUGUACGAGGACGAGCGGUCCAACAUCGUGGACAUCCUGUUCGUCAAGGACCUGGCCUUCGUGGACCCGGACGACUGCACAACCCUGAAGACCAUCACCAAGUUCUACAACCAUCCGGUCCACUUUGUCUUCCAUGACACCAAGCUGGACUCCAUGCUGGAGGAGUUCAAGAAAGGAAAAUCCCACCUGGCCAUUGUGCAGAAGGUGAACAACGAGGGGGAGGGAGAUCCUUUCUACGAAGUGUUAGGGUUGGUCACCCUUGAGGACGUGAUCGAGGAGAUAAUUAAAUCAGAGAUUCUGGAUGAAUCGGACCUUUACACUGACAACCGCACCAGGAAAAAGGUGGCGCCCAAUAAGAACAAGAGAGACUUCUCAGCCUUCAAACACGAGAGCGAAUCAAAAGUGAAGAUCUCUCCUCAGCUGCUGCUCGCUGCCCAUCGCUUCCUGGCCACAGAGGUGAGCUUGUUCAGCCCGUCUCAGAUCUCAGACAAGGUGCUGCUGCGAAUCCUGCGCCAUCCCGACGUGAUCCAGGAGAUCAAGUUCAACGACAGUGACAAGCGCUCGCCCCAUCACUACGUCUACCAGAGGGGCAAGCCCGUCGACUACUUCGUGCUCAUCCUGCAGGGCCGGGUGGAAGUGGAGGCCGGUAACGAGAACAUGAAGUUUGAGACCGGGCCUUUCUCUUUCUACGGUGUCAUGGCGCUCAGUGCUCCCACAUUGGAGUUUCGUUCGCCGUCACACCUCAGUGGGUUGAACCGAACAGCGUCUCUGAGCGGAGCGGACCGGACCGAGUCUCUCUCCGUCAGCGGCAGCAACAGCCAGCUCAACAACAGCAUCCCCUCGCAGCAGUACACACCCGACUUCUACGUCCGCGCCCUCACCGACCUGCAGUUUGUCAAGAUCACACGGGCUCAGUACCAGAACGGCCUGAUGGCGUCUCGUCUGGACAGCACACCUCAGUCCCCAGAGAGCGGCCACAACGUGGUCCGCCUGGAUCCAACCACUCCCCCCGCCAACACCACCUUCACAGACCUGGGAGCGGACUCCACCCCGACAGAGAACGGACCGGACGAGACGACGCUUCUCCUGCUUAACGAGCAGAACUCACCGCACACACCCAACCACCACAGCCAGCUGGAAAACAGCAUUUGACCCCCCCCCCCCGAUCCUCCGUACUCCUACGUUUGCACGCACGCACUACUACGCUCGGAUGUAUGCUGGGGAGGGGAGGAGUGUGUGCGUGUGUGUGCGUGUGUGUGUGUGUGUGAGUGAAUGGGAAUGCAGACACAUGCCAGGCCCAAAGAGACAAGCCAUGUGUAUGAGUUAAACAAAACACACGUACACACACACAGACAUACCAAAGUGUACUGUGGAAACUUGCCUCCACUUGUCCAUCACAAACAGAAUCACCACAAACACAAAAGUCAUGUAGUUCAUUGAAAGCAACGAAUAUCUGCAUAUGUGUGUGUGUGUGUGUGUG